Molecule: messenger RNA, 892 nt
Organism: Aspergillus ibericus CBS 121593
Lineage: Eukaryota; Fungi; Ascomycota; Eurotiomycetes; Eurotiales; Aspergillaceae
Product: SDR family oxidoreductase
Exons: 3
Coding region: 54-881 (275 amino acids)
Biological process (GO): phosphatidic acid biosynthetic process; triglyceride catabolic process
Cellular component (GO): endoplasmic reticulum; lipid droplet
Molecular function (GO): triacylglycerol lipase activity; acylglycerone-phosphate reductase (NADP+) activity
Source: RefSeq, a predicted model, not a curated record
CCUCUCCUCUACCCUACUUGCCUUCCCUCAUCUCCGCAAGAGCCCAUCCCACCAUGCCCCUCAAAACCGUCCUCAUCACCGGCUGCAGCGACGACGGUAUCGGCCACGGCCUGGCCACCACCUUCCACCAACAAAACUACCACGUCUUCGCCACAACCCGCAACCCCCACACAAUGAGCAAACUGAAACCCCUCCCCAACGUAACCCUCCUGACCCUGGACGUCACAAACCAAGACCAGAUCAACGCGGCAGUAGCCGCCGUGCAAUCCCACACCGGAGGCACAUUAGAUAUUCUGGUGAACAAUGCAGGACGGAAUCAUUUCAUGCCGGUGUUGGAUGAGGAUUUGGAACAGACAAGGGAGUUGUAUGAGAUUAAUGUUUGGGGUCCGGUGAGAGUGACCAAGGCUUUUGUGCCACUUUUGGUUCGGGGGAGGGGGGCGGUGGUGUUUGUUACGUCCAUUGCGGGGUAUGUGAAUGUGCCGUUUAUGGGAACUUACUCUGGUUCUAAACGGGCCUUGGAACUCAUGGCUGAUUCUCUCCGGCUGGAAUUGACUCCCUUCAACGUCAAGGUUCUGUGCAUUGUGACUGGGGCGGUUCGUACCAUGGGCCAGACGUACUUUGGGGAUUUCAAGUUGCCUGAGGAUUCGCUGUACAAGCCUAUUGAGGCGAAGAUUGCGGCCCAGGCGCGUGGGGAGGAUGGUGUGGAGCGCAUGGAUUUGAUGGAGUAUUCUCGUUCGGUGGUGGCGCAGAUUGUGAAUGGGGAGACGGGACGGUUUUGGUAUGGGAAUACGGCGGAGAGGGUUAGGGAUGGGAUUAGUGCGGUGAGGAAUCCGGUUAUGGAUGAUGCGCUUAUUCGGACGACGGGGUUGGAUAUGCUCUAGGCAUAGGGAGG